AUGCGGCGCAGGCCAACCGAAUCACCCUCACGCGUGCGUGACCCGCCCAGUAAGCAUGAAGUCAGUAGGGGCCUACUGGCCGUGGCGGUGGCGCUGGCGGCUGCGAAGGCGAUCGAAGACGAGCUGCAGACAGAGGUGCACGGCGACCGCGAGGACGACGCCGGCGCGGGCGCGCUGCCCGCGGGCCAUCGCGAGGGCGACGGGAGCCAGGCUGCCGAGGAGGCGUGCGCGUUUAUCGCUGGUCCGAGGCUGCCACGCGGUGUGCAUGGUAGGGCGGGUCUGGCAGCGGACCUGCCAGAUCACAAGCCCCUGUGA
Molecule: messenger RNA, 315 nt
Organism: Prorocentrum cordatum
Lineage: Eukaryota; Dinophyceae; Prorocentrales; Prorocentraceae
Source: the annotation of a GenBank genome assembly